This is a messenger RNA of Gastrolobium bilobum, 963 nucleotides long. RefSeq lists its product as uncharacterized. Bases 79 to 774 code for a protein of 231 amino acids. Lineage: Eukaryota; Viridiplantae; Streptophyta; Magnoliopsida; Fabales; Fabaceae. The record is from RefSeq and is a predicted model, not a curated record. Gene Ontology annotation, cellular component: cytoplasm; nucleus. The transcript is spliced from 7 exons.
UAUAAAGUUGUGAAGCCCCUAAUAUGAAGAAGAAGCUUUGACUCUGGGAAAUUUGGAGGGUUUGGUUAUUCCUUAGAGAUGGCAGAGAAAGAUAGGGAUGAAGAAUAUGAUGAGACGGUGACGAUGACCACCAUUUCCCGGCACUGUUUCGGCGAUGAUUCUGAAAAGCCAAGCUUCCGCAUCUCCAUAAUUGAGAACAUGAAGGAGGACUAUGGCCUAUUCGUGUGGCCCUGCAGUGUAGUUCUUGCCGAGUACGUUUGGCAGCAGAAGAAGCGAUUUUCAGGAGCUAAUGUUGUUGAGCUUGGUGCUGGAACUUCCUUGCCUGGUUUGGUUGCUGCAAAAGUUGGUGCUAAUGUCACUCUUACGGAUGACUCGAGCAGAUUAGAGGUGCUUGACAACAUGAGAAGAGUUUGUGACCUGAAUAAACUUGACUGCAAUGUGCUAGGAUUGACAUGGGGAGUUUGGGAUUCAUCCAUAUUCAGUUUACAGCCGACAAUUAUUCUGGGGGCUGAUGUGUUGUAUGACUCAAAUGCCUUUGAUAACCUCUUUGCUACUGUGACAUUCCUGCUCCAAAAUUCUCCUGGGUCAAUUUUUAUAACUUCAUACCAUAAUCGAAGUGGGCAUCACCUUAUUGAGUUCUUGAUGGGAAAAUGGGGCUUAAAGUGUCUCAAGCUUCUUGAUGGGUUUUCUUUCUUGCCAUCCUACAAGGCAUCACUGCUAAGUGGUAACAUUCAAUUGGCAGAGAUAGCUCUUAUAUCAAAAGAUAAUGCUUGAGGUAGCUCAAAGUUUUAUAAUAAAAUUUUGGGAGUUUUCUUGGGUGCUGGUGCUGCUUUUAUCUAUGUUGUUCUUCUUCUUGCUUUCAGAAAAUUACAUCUCAUGUAUAGAUGAUCAACCAAUAGAAUUAGACAUGAUCAUUCUACAGGAAUGCCUCCUACAAAUGGAUAUCAUUGCUUUUCUGCCAUA